Messenger RNA from Schizophyllum commune H4-8, 2350 nucleotides. Its product is annotated as heat shock protein 70. The coding region runs from base 22 to 2010 and encodes 662 amino acids. The transcript has 7 exons. Gene Ontology annotation, molecular function: misfolded protein binding; ATP binding; heat shock protein binding. The record is from RefSeq and is a predicted model, not a curated record. Gene Ontology annotation, biological process: protein refolding; cellular response to unfolded protein. Gene Ontology annotation, cellular component: cytoplasm; mitochondrion. Lineage: Eukaryota; Fungi; Basidiomycota; Agaricomycetes; Agaricales; Schizophyllaceae.
AGCGUUUCCUUCCUGACCGCCAUGUUCUCCUCUGUCCGCACUCUGCGCCCCCUUCCCCGCGCCGGCAGCUAUGCUGGCAUCCCGCGGUCCAUGAUUUCCCGGAGCAUGAACACCAAAGUCAACGGCCCGGUCAUUGGUAUUGACUUGGGUACGACGAACUCAUGUGUUUCCGUCAUGGAGGGCAAGACGCCGCGCGUCAUUGAGAACGCUGAGGGUGCACGGACAACGCCAUCCGUGGUGGCGUUCACCAAGCACGGUGAGCGCCUUGUCGGCCUCCCCGCGAAGCGCCAGGCCGUGGUCAACGCUCAGAACACGGUCUUUGCCUUCAAGCGGUUGAUUGGCCGCCAGUUUAAGGACAAGGAUGUGCAGGACGACAUGAAGCACUGGCCGUUCAAGGUCGUGCCGAAGCCUGACGGGCACCCGGCUGUUGAGGUUGAGGUCGGCGGCAAGAAGACCCAAUACACCCCUGAGGAGUUGUCAUCAAUGGUGUUGACGAAGAUGAAGGAGACCGCGAACGCGUACAUGGGCAAGCCUGUCAAGCACGCUGUUGUUACCGUCCCCGCCUACUUCAACGACGCGCAGCGGCAAGCAACGAAGGACGCCGGUCAGAUCGCUGGCCUGGACGUUCUCCGUGUGAUCAACGAGCCGACUGCUGCUGCGCUUGCGUAUGGUGUUGACCGUGCCGACUCCUCCGUGAUUGCGGUCUACGAUCUCGGUGGUGGUACCUUCGAUAUCUCCAUCCUGGAGAUGCAGAAGGGUGUGUUCGAGGUGAAGUCCACCAACGGUGACACUCACCUUGGUGGUGAGGACUUCGACAUCACGCUCGUCAACUACCUCCUCGACGAGUUCAAGAAGGAGCACGGCAUCGACCUCUCGGGUGAUCGCAUGGCCAUCCAGCGUAUCCGUGAGGCCGCGGAGAAGGCGAAGAUCGAGCUGUCGUCGACCAACCAGACCGACAUCAACUUGCCUUACAUCACCGCCGACGCCUCUGGCGCGAAGAACAUGUUCGUGCCUCUCUCGCGCUCCAAGUUCGAGUCCCUCGUCUCGCCCCUCGUUUCGCGCACGGUCGACCCGUGCAAGCGUGCGCUCGCGGAUGCUGGUGUCAAGGCUUCGGAGGUUGACGAGGUCAUCCUUGUCGGUGGUAUGACCCGUAUGCCUCGCGUUGUCGAGACCGUGAAGACGAUCUUCGGCCGCGACCCGAGCAAGGGUGUCAACCCCGAUGAGGCCGUCGCCAUCGGUGCCUCCAUCCAGGGCGGUGUCCUCGCCGGCAACGUCACCGACAUUCUCCUCCUCGAUGUCACUCCCCUUUCCCUUGGUAUCGAGACCCUCGGCGGUAUCAUGACCAAGCUCAUCAACCGCAACACGACCAUCCCCACCAAGAAGUCGCAGACCUUCUCGACUGCGGCGGACGGUCAGACCGCGAUCGAGGUCAAGGUCUACCAGGGCGAGCGUGAGCUCGUGCGCGACAACAAGCUCCUCGGCAACUUCAACCUCGUUGGCAUUCCGCCCGCGCCGAAGGGUGUCCCUCAGAUCGAGAUCACCUUCGACAUCGACGCUGACGGUAUUGUCAACGUCUCGGCGAAGGACAAGGCGACGAACAAGGACCAGUCCAUGACCAUCGCCUCGUCGUCUGGUCUCAACGACUCCGACAUCGAGCGCAUGGUCUCCGACGCCGAGCAGUACGCUGAGGCUGACAAGGCCCGCCGCGCGCUCAUUGAGGAGGCCAACAAGGCUGACUCCGUCUGCGCUGAUACCGAGAAGGCCCUCAACGAGUUCAAGGACCAGGUUGACGCCACCGAGAAGGACAAGGUCACCGCGCUCAUCGCUGAGCUCCGCGAGCUUGCCGUCAAGGGCCAGGCCGGUGACGCCUCCGUCACCGCCGACACCAUCCGGGAGAAGAUCAGCGAGACCCAGAACGCGUCGCUCGGCCUCUUCCAGAAGGUCUACGAGAAGCGCAACGCCGAGUCGUCGUCCGAGGCGCCCAAGGAGGGUGAGGAGAAGAAGGACUAAGCGAUUAGCGCCUUCCUCCCUUCGCUUUCUCUUCGUCGUUGCCCCCUCGCUGUCGUCGCACUUGCUGUCGCCCCGCUGUCCCGCCGCGGCCCAACUCCGCCGCUAGAUCGACUCGCCUGCCCACCUCACUGACGCGCUGCCCCAUUGUCGUUACUAAAAGUACAUUGCACACCUAUUCACUUGUACUUUACUGUCGGAUACACUAUUACGUCGCUACAUGCUUUUAGUUACGCCCCUUGUUUCCCAACCCCACCUCACGAGCAUAGCUAACUGUUAUGCAUGGCUUUAGGCAUGUCAAUGUAUUUUUGCCAAGGGUCAUUGGAUGCAUUCUUUUGUACGA